Molecule: messenger RNA, 1910 nt
Organism: Hevea brasiliensis (rubber tree)
Lineage: Eukaryota; Viridiplantae; Streptophyta; Magnoliopsida; Malpighiales; Euphorbiaceae
Exons: 8
Coding region: 116-1696 (526 amino acids)
Source: RefSeq, a predicted model, not a curated record
UUUUUAUGCAGCGCCAAAUUUUGCCGGUAGAUUUUGAAAAGUUUAGCUAAAACCUUAAUUUGUAGCUGCAUUGGAGAUAAAACGUGCGCAUUCUCAUGCAUCAGGGAGAGAUCUGAUGGAAAACACCUCUGAUUCGGAGGCUCCUAAUUCGUUUCACUCGCUUUCACUUCUUUCGGAGCCUCCCGACAUAAGAAACUGGUUUCCUAGUUAUAGAUAUGAAUCUUUUGUACUGGAUACUUAUGAGUUUAAAGAAAGUGAGUGUGAGGGAGAUGGGUUUUCUUCUGCUGGAGAGAGAAGCAUAGAAAAGGAAGGACAUUUGGGUGAAUCUAGAAGAAACGGUGAAACUGCUGAUAAGCAUGAACACCAAUCUUUAAUUGGGACAACAGAUUCGAUGUGCUCGUUGUCACUCCUUUCCGAUCCACCUCACAUCAGAAACUGUUUUUCUAGUUAUGUGUAUGAAUCUCCCGUGCUGAAUACACUUGAUGAUUUUAAAGAAUCAGUUACUAAACAAAGUGAAUGUGCGAAAGAAGGAUUUGCUUUUGAGGGAAGUAAAAGAAAAAGAGAAGACAAUUAUGAGUCAAGGAAUUCUUGGAACAGCAAUGAAGUUGAUACUGGAGGGGGACUGUGCUCAAAUGGGCUUGUGAAUUGUGAGAAUUCAUUUGAAGACACACGUGUGAACAAACCUUCGAAUGAGAUUCCACAUCCUUCAGAGUCACCUUCAGCUCUUUCUGAGCCACCAGAUAUUAGAAACUGGUUCUCUAGUUAUGUGUAUGAAUCUCCAGGAAGCAAUGGAUUUGUUGAUAAAGAAGCUGAUUGUGAGGAUUUGGUCAAUCAACACAAUAACAACGAGAAAGAAAGGAAUUUGAGGAAAUUUGGACAAACCAGAAUUACUGAUGAAUCGAUUAUUGAUGAGAAAGUAUUCUCAAAAGGAUUUUUUUUCAGAUCCUUGAGAGGUGAUGAGCAGGAAAACCAGUCUCUAAAUAAGGGCAUGAGGGCUCUUGUGAAUGGGAACUCAUCUGCUCGGGAUAAUUUGUGCUGUGAAAGGAGACAGAGCUUGGAAGAUGAAAUAUUUCCCAGUCAUCGGGUAAGUUCAACAAAUGAUCUUGAGAAAGCAAGCUUGAAUGAUGAUUGUCCUCCAUAUAAACCGCAACAGAAGCAAAAUUUCCUCCAAGAAGCUCUUUUAGUAACGUGCCAGAGGAAUACAAAUUCAAGCACUAAUGCUAGGCCAUUUCAAACGAAGUUGAAUCUAAUGAAGGAUCUUGCAGAGAACUUGAAAACUGAGGCUGAAAAGCGAGUAGAUGAACAUCUUGGAUCACCUACAACAAGUCAGAAAUUUGUUCAAGUUGCUGUAGAUUUAAUUAAGAAAUCCACUUGUGAAAACAAUAACAAAGAAAAUGAAGGAAAAGAAGUUCUGGACAGUGGUUUUGUGACAACCAAGAACCGAUGGAUACCAAAUGAAGAGAAUUCUUUGCAUAAGCCACUAAAGAUUUUAUCAGAAUGUUCAAGAAAUAAAAGAAUUACCUCAGAUUGUGGAAACAACGCCAUUGAAAGAAAGGUAUUGUCAGAAAGAACCAAUUUGGAACGUAUCGAUGCCACUGAGAUCACUGGAAAAUGGCGGUGUCCUCAGAAGACUAAGCCGAAUAUUGGACCUCCUCUGAAGCAACUUCGACUUGAACGAUGGGUUCAUAGGUUGUAAAAGUUUCAACUAGGAAAAAAAAAUCCAUGAAAAGGCCGUUUUUUAGACACCAAAUUGUUUAGCCCAUCAACCAUCAAGACCAUGGAGCCCAUUUUGUGAAAUUCUUGAGAAUUAGGUUGUCAAUAAGAUUAUAUAUGGCUUCUUUGUGCGACUUUUCGUUGCUUUGUAUUAUUGAAGGAGAUGGCUGUUUUGAAUGAAAGAGAUGGUUCGCGUA